AUUCAGUAAAGCAAAGCGCGUCAUAUUUGCUAGGUGCCAAGAGUCCAUGGUGCUUGCUUCGACUUCGACUUCGACUUUGGGUAUGAGAAGUUGAUAUGAAAAGUCGACAAUAUAAACUCCUGUCAAGUUGGAAAAUAGAGCGUUAUAGGUAGGCCGUCUUUCUUUGACGAGCGAGAGGUGGAAUAGUGGUUUUUACGGCAAAAAAUUGAAGAAGCCUCUAAAAAGAUGCACUCAAAUCUCCACUCAGCUGUUAUACUAUUUAUCAAUAUUCUAUGCCUUCUCCAUAUGCCCACAUCAUCUCUCUGUCAAGAUGCCGAGCGAUUAUUCUGGAGGUGCGGUGAGCCAUUUAGAUGCGGCGACAUUUAUAUUAAUUACCCUUUCUGGGGAGGGAGCAAGCCAGAGUACUGUGGUCAUCCAAGUUUCGAAAUCAAGUGCGAGAGUAACAUCCCCAAAAUUGAUAUUGAAUCAACAACAUACAAAGUGAUAGCGAUCAACACUACAACUCGAAUAGCAACCCUUGCUAGAGAUGAUUUACUGAGUGAUCUUUGUUUGGAUCGACCUGAGGAUGCCUCCUUAGAUUUAAACACUUUCAGCUAUGUUUCCAGUGACCUGAAUAUUACUCUGUAUUACGGCUGCACCUUCGUCGCUAAUCAGCAAAUGCCAAGUGACCCAAGAGUCUUCCCUUGUGGUGGCGGCACGUUUGGUUUAUACACGCUGAUCGGCGUUCCCUUCGGCUUACCUGGAGUGAGAUGCCAGAACCAAAUAAUAUAUAAGGUCAAUCAAACGAGUGCUGGGGCAUUAGCCAGUGGUACAGCUUCGGUUGAAGUUCUGAAAACAGCCAUUGCUGGCGGUUUUUCAGUAAAUUGGACAGCACGUAUUGAUUCUGGUUGCCGACAGUGCGAUACAUCAGGUGGAAGAUGUGGAUCCAAUCCAGAUUCUGCAGUCUUUGCUUGCUAUUGCGCAGAUGGUACUCAUCCAACUAACUGCAGCGACGGACAAAACCAAGCUGGCGGUAAUAUUUUCUCUACUAUUCGUCGUAAUUUAGUAGGAUCUAUGUAUUAAUUCGAGUUUGAAGGUUCAUAUAGGCCCUGGUACAUAGGUAUAUUCGUCCCUACUUUUCAUAGAAUAAUUCGAGUUUGAAGGUCCACGAGGAUAAUUUCAUAGAAUGGUCUAAGAAAGGCAGAGUUUAUGAA
Messenger RNA from Capsicum annuum, 1193 nucleotides. RefSeq names its product LEAF RUST 10 DISEASE-RESISTANCE LOCUS RECEPTOR-LIKE PROTEIN KINASE-like 2.1. The record is from RefSeq and is a predicted model, not a curated record. Gene Ontology annotation, molecular function: polysaccharide binding. NCBI's taxonomy places the organism in Eukaryota, Viridiplantae, Streptophyta, Magnoliopsida, Solanales, Solanaceae. The transcript has a single exon. Bases 226 to 1062 code for a protein of 278 amino acids.